Molecule: messenger RNA, 1506 nt
Organism: Cetraspora pellucida
Lineage: Eukaryota; Fungi; Glomeromycota; Glomeromycetes; Diversisporales; Gigasporaceae
Source: the annotation of a GenBank genome assembly
AUGGAAUUUACUUUCAACUCAGAACAUUUUAUAAGACAUCAAGUCUCAAAUUUGUAUCCCUCUCCUCAAGAAUUUUUAGAAUCUGUUUAUGAAUUAGUGGACCUUCCUCAAAAAGUAAUGAAUUCCUCUUCAAAUUCUUUUCAAGAAUUAAUAGACUCCCCUCAAGAAACAUUAUGUGAUGAAACAUGUGAUGAAAUGCAUGAUGAAAUGUGUGAUGAAAUGUGUGAUAAAACGUAUAAUGGAACAUAUGAUGAAGUGCAUGAUGAAACAUAUGAUGGAGUGCAUGAUGAAACACAUGAUGAAGUGCAUGAAACCCAUAAAGGACAAGAUUUGGUUGGAAUUAAUGGCGCAUUACCUCACAUUAACAAAGCAAUCGUAUUUACCAUUGAUGAUACUUUUCCUAACUGGUCAAUUGCAGAACAUUAUAUUGCUGAAUAUGGCCGUCAAAAAGGAUUUGUACCAAUUAAGAUACAUAAUAAAACUGAUCGUAAUGGACGUUUAAUAAACCUGUAUUAUAAGUGUGAAUUUAGUGGAACAUAUCAACCAAAGAAAACUAAUAACUUACAAAAUCAACAUAAUAAAGGUUCUAAAAAACUUAACUGUGAUUGGAAAGCUAAUCUGUCGUUUGCAACUGGUGUGGUUCAAAUUACUAGUUUUAAUGAUAACCAUGUUGAGCAUCAACUUUCACCAGAUACCAAAAUUUUUGCUCUUGUAAAUCGUCGAUUCUCUGAUGAUUGUUGCGAAGAAAUUCACCAUUUAACAGUAAAUGGAAGUGAAGCAUCACAGCUUUUAAAACAACUUUAUAAAUACAGAGAAAAGGAUCCUAAUUGGUAUAUUGAACCCUUAGUUGACUCUAUUAUUCAAGACAAUAUGGCACAAACAAACUAUUAUAAUUUUCCUUUGUGCCUUUUUGUUUUAAUUGAUAAUCAUAACAAAACACAAAUCGCAGCACAGGCUUUAAUGCCUGAUGAAACUAUUGAAUCUUUUUAUUGGGUUAUGGGGCAAUUAAAAAAAGCUACUGGAAUUUUGCCAAGAAUUUUAAUGAUGGAUAAAGAUCUUUUCAUAAAAUAUGUUGUAGCUCAUGAUCUUCCGAAUACCAAACAUUUAUUUUGUUUGUAUCAUUUAAGUCAAAAUCUUUUAAAAAAUCUUCGAUGUAAGCUUGGCAUGCAGUAUACAGAUUUUAUUAAAGAUUUUUAUUUGACGUGUAAUAGUUUAAGUAAAAGUGUAUUUGAGGCUAGAUUUACAAAUUUUUUGAAUAAUUAUCUGGCUGCAUCUUCAUAUCUACAAAAGCUAUUUUUAAUUGAAGGACUUAAUAAUCAUAUCAAAACUGCUAUAAAUAGUUCAUCAACUUUAUUACAAUCUCAGGACCGAAUUAAUUAUAAUGAUAAUCUUGUUUUACAGACUGUUUUUCCACAAGUCAUUCAACAAAUAAAUAAGUAUUUAACACCAAAUUUAGCAACUAAGCAACAAAAGCAGAUAGUUCAAUUAACUAUCUACCGGGCUUAA